AUGACGAAAGAGGAUCACGGUGAGGAAAUGGUAACCCACACCCCUCAAGUGCUGAAUGUACGGACUACCGGUGAAUCGGUUUCAGCAAACCCAUUGAGGGGCGUUGGGUUGAAGGAUUGUGGCGUUUUCUCGCCAACUUCCUCUACAUUUUGUGAUACAAGCCGUUUGAUGGGAAAUACCGGACGUAGCGUAGAAAACAGCACUGUCACAUUUGUCACAGGGGCACCGGGGAAAGAGGAGGCGGACAGGCGGCAUUGUCGUGUCGGCACAAUUGCUGCGGUAGCACUUCUCAUGCUAACUGGGGUAUUUACACUUAGUUUUACGAGUUUGCUGUCAGCCCACUAUAUUGGGUCUAGUGUCGUUAUUGGUACUACAGGGCUUAUCGAGAAGGAAGCUGUUAGGAGUGUUGUUAAAAUUAUGCGGUCCACUGUUCUUCAGCUCCCGGACUUUGCGCAUAUCGUGAAUGCGAAGUAUAUUCGAAAUCAAACUUCUUUAUAUACUGUGAACAGGUUUCCCAGGGACCCUCGAGCACUGUUGUAUUCACUUAUGAGCCUGCUGUCGACGUUUAAAGACACCAUCGCAUAUUUUAAGUUUGUUCACGAGGGUGGUUCGUAUGCGUUUGCUGUUAAUUAUGAUGUAGGGGACGGUGGAAAUAAUUCUGUGGUGUUAGGUGCGUACAACAAUGACUCGUCUCGUGCGAGUUUUGUCGUGUACGAUGCGAUACGGUUGAAACGUUUGCAUGAAGAUUCCAAUCGGAAUUGGGAUAUUUCUCAUGAUUUGAGCAGGACGCUCAGUCCUUUUGGAGCAGUUGCGCGUCAAUGGCAUGAAAGUGGAAGCAAUAAGCGGUGGAUUCCAAGUGAGAUUGAGCACACCGGUGAGUACUUUAAUUAUGUGAUUCCUUUUCAUGUUGGUGGCGCCCUUGGUGCAUGCAUUGUUGGUCUGUCAACUGAUCGCUUGCUUCUUGAGUCGCGACCCCUUGUGGAAGCCUUGCGUUCCCACGGACGUGCAAUGUUGUUUGAUGAUUCGAGGGAUAUUGUUAUUUUGAACAGUUGGGGGCAGCCGCAGUCAUGGGAUGAAAACCCCUCUGACGGGGAGCUAGUAUUCAAGCACUUGACGUUGGAGGGGAUAAAUGACAGCAUUGUGGUUGAUUUAGUCCGGGAGAUGGAAAAGCAUCGUGAUCCUACUACUGACCGCCUAAGCGAUUCGGUUGAGUUAACGUUUCCUAAUAGCGGGAGUCAUGUGGAUGGCCGACUGGGCCGAAUUACCGACGAAAGCGGUCUGGACGUCACGUUGGCUGUGGUGACUAUGCGUUCAGAUUUUCUUGAAGGAGUCGUACGCACGCGGAACGUGACUAUUGUUUCCAUCUCGGUGAUAAUAUUGUUGUCCGCCGUUUUUUCCCUCGUAAGCACUUAUUACUUGGUGAAGCCUCUGAUGCUCCUUGUAUCGGCUUUAAAAAGUGCUUCCAAUUUAGAAAUCCCCGAUAAUGCUGACAUAUUCUUGGGCAGAUCCCGGAUUGUGGAGGUGAGAAAAAUACAGGGGCACUAUGCGAAGCUUCGACGCCAGUUGGCGGUUUUACUAAAGUUCAUCCCGGAGGCUAUCUUAGCCCGCGUUGAAUCUAAGAGUGAAGCUGGAGGGCAUAUUCGUGCAAAUGGAUCAGCAACUGAGACCCCUGGCGAGUCGUCCACGGCAUUCGUGAGGAUUAUGGGGGCAAGCAUCAGCGUCACUUGGAAUGCUGGUGAUCAGCAGCGCGACGUGGCGCUCAACUGCGGAAUCUUCAAGGAAAAGCCAAAUGUAUUCAACCGCAGGCAUUGUACCGUUAUAGCUAUUCAAGUGUACCACCCAGAUGUUUGGAAAAGUUCUACAAAAUACCAUGCCGCUUUGAUCGAAGUGGCUACCGAGCACUCUGGUUGUGUUGAGGCUCUUGAUCCUGAUAGAGCCCUCAUUAGUUUCGGUGCACAUGCAGCGCUUCCGAUGCACUGCAGGAGAUGCUGCCAGUUUGCCUUUGAUUUAUUCGCCAAACUUCCUUUAGAUCACCGAGACUCCGUUACCAUGUUGGUGGAUACCAAUGAGUUUCUAGUUGGAACUUGUGGCGCGUUCUCGCGAAAUGCACGAGUCCUCUUCGGCGCAGAUCAUCUGUUUCAACUCUCGCACGCAGUUAGGGAUGGUCCCUGCCGUAUUGCAGCCACAUCUGGUGGAGCCUCACAUAUGCAAGGUUUUUUAGCUUUCCCCGUGGAUUGUGUGCUCCUUCCCUGCUCCACGCUCCCCAUUGUAUUGUUUGAGUUGAGACCAGGAGAGAGCUCGAGUGAAGUUUCGCUUAGUAUUUCCAAGCAGUUUCGCCUGGGUUUUGCGGCAAUGCGCCAGGGGAGGUAUGGAGAGGCGAUGGCACAUUACCUUCCCAUGGUGAAGAUGGAUAUGCAGGCGAAGCGCUUGAUGAGGUUAUGCCGUCAGCGCUGUCGGCGUAACGACACGGUCCCAUAUGUGCGGGUGUUGGACAACCAUUACUGUGUUAAUUCUAGUGAUUGUAAACCUGAGGAACAGGAUGAAAGCGAUAUCAAAGAUAGGGUACCCGAGACAAUUGACUCUCCACGACGUCCGGAUGGGGAGGGUUCUGAAAGUGAUUCAUCAGACCAAGGCAGUGAAUCGCUGUUCAAAAUGUAUGCUCCAUCUUCCUCAUCCUCGUUGGACGGUUCAGGCUGUGCUGAGGGUGCAAAUGCUGCAGACGUCGUACCCCUUUUUCUAACCGAUUCCAAUCGGAAUGUUUGGACACGUUCACUGAAGAAAAUUAGUGAAGGAGCUUUCAGCACAAUUUUCCUUGGUGUGGCUGAGGAUGGGGCUCAGGUCGCCAUCAAGUGCAUUCCGCGGUUGCGACGUGAUGUUGUGGCUGAAUCUUUGGAGAAGGAGAUGGAGGUGGCGUCGAAGCUCCAUCAUCCUAAUAUUGUCCGGUAUGUGUCGUGUAGCAUUACACCAUCGCACCUCUCGAUAAUUAUGGAAUACGUGCCUGGUGGCUCUUUGCAUUCUGUUAUAAAAAAUUUUGGGUGCGUCAGCCCUUAUGUUGCGCGGCGCUUCACCGUCGACAUUCUACAGGGACUCAAUUAUCUCCAUAACCUUGGUAUUGUUCACUGCGAUGUGAAACCGCACAACGUCCUACUGGGUACUGACGGUGUUUGCAAGUUGUCAGACUUCGGUUCAACAAUAUCUGAAGCGUCAGUUAUGGCCAGAACCUUAGCUGAUGGUGUGAUGCUUCGCGGUACAGCACUAUAUAUGGCUCCGGAAGUGGCAGCUGGUGGGCGUUGCACGCCCCAAUCCGAUAUAUUUUCCUUCGGUAUUUCGUUGUUGGAGAUGUUACUUGGGCGCCCACCAUGGCAGUGGAGCAGCACGGCUCCAGCAGGAAGUGAUGCGACUCGCCUCCGCAGCCUCUUUAACCGGGAUUUGCUUUUUGUUCAGAGUCUUGCGCUCGGUCAUUUAGAGCCUGUCAUACCGGCUUCUGUGGAUCAUGAAGCGGCUGCUUUCGUCCGCGCCUGUUGCCAUAUGAAUCCAAGCAUGAGGCCUUCCGCAUCCAGUUUACUUUCAUAUGCAUUUUUGUUGUGA
Molecule: messenger RNA, 3588 nt
Organism: Trypanosoma brucei brucei TREU927
Lineage: Eukaryota; Euglenozoa; Kinetoplastea; Trypanosomatida; Trypanosomatidae
Product: protein kinase, putative
Exons: 1
Coding region: 1-3588 (1195 amino acids)
Biological process (GO): protein phosphorylation
Molecular function (GO): ATP binding; protein kinase activity
Source: RefSeq, a predicted model, not a curated record